UUACCUACCUACACAGGAUAUCAGCUCCAUGGAUCUCAAGUUGUGCCUAGGGUAAUCUAACAACCACCCCCAGUGCUGCAUCAACUUACCAGGAUAACAUACGUCUAGGUGUUGGCCGCUAUUGGUGGCUACAACAGUCUUGGAGAUCGCAGGUUGUAUCCGUCAAUGAGUCAAUAGCAACACUCGAACACCCCCGCGGUGAACAAACAAGUGACAACCCAACUGCAAGUGACAGCAACUAUCCACGAGUUUAGAGGACCACAACCUCUCAUUAAUCUUCAACAUCACUGAGCCUCCAUACGGCCUAGGCCGUAAAAGCCAGGCAAGCUGCCUUUGAAUAGCAAUAUGGCAGCAAGCCCCAGCUUUGAUGGGCUUGCUCUGAAAUAUGUGCUUGCAGAUAAUGAUGAGUUACACGACAUUUCUGAACAAGCCGCCCAAGCUAUUGAGGAAUCCGCCAACAAGAGGGUUACCGUGGGCCAAUGGGCCGCAUCUAUCCAGCGAUGGCUACAGUCAUCAGGUGACGAUGAUCUUAUCUCGAGGGCCAAAGCCCUGGACUUCCUCGCCAGUACUCUACAAGUGUUGUCAAGAAGAGACGAUACCCUGAAGAGCGAUCAGGUUACAUUACUCGUUACCUUCUUCUGCUCACUAUUUGAAAAUGACCAUAAGGCCGGCGUUACAGCGUCCGCUAAGGCACUGAGGCAGCUUGUUGUAAUGAAGCACUUUCAACCCGCUCUUGGUGAAAACAUCCUUCAGGGUGUUUGUAAGUUGGGAGAUGAUUUCAAGUUACAGGCUCCUCAAACGCGCUUAGAGAUCUACCGUCUUUUCCAGAGUAUUUUGGGUACCCUCGCCAAGGCCUAUGGACCAGGCCAUUGGCAAGGUAAUGCGAACGGAUUUAUUCCUGCACUCCUCACCUUGUGUCAAAAUGAAAGAGACCCCGAGAAUCUUAUGGUGUGGUUCACAAUCUUAAAAACAUUUCUUCACGACUUUAACCCAUCAACCGAUGUCACAUCAGACAUUUUCAAGGCAUUCUCUGCCUAUUUCCCCAUCUCGCUCAGAUCUUCAACGGUACCAACCACCGUGACUACCGAUGACUUGAAGCUGACGUUGCGUUCUUGCUUCUCUGCACAUCACCGUGUGGCCGGAUCCGCUAUCCCUUUUCUCAUAGACAAGUUAGACAAGGUUGAUCAGACAGUCGCCGUCAAGGUGGAUAUCUUACUUACUCUAGACGCUUGUCUAACCGAAUACGAGGCUCCAGAGCAAAGUAUUGUGCCUCAUUCAGAUCUUAUAUGGAGCUCCCUUAAGUAUGAAGUCCGCAAUGGCGAGAUUCAAGAUAUCAUCAAAGCAACCCUUAAAGUGCUGUGCUCACUGUCAAAACGACUUGGUGGAGAGCAUGCUCAAUCUUUCUUAGGCAAUGCCUGGAAAGAUCUCAAGGAAGAUAUAUCAGACUCAAAGUAUACCGCGCAAGCAGGGCGUCUACUUGUUGCGGUCGUUGGAGCAACUCCCCAGUCGUUUGCGCUGCUGGUGCCGCGAGCACUGGAACACAUUAAAACAACUAUUAAGCACAAUACCUCUAUUUUACAUAAAAGGCAUCUUAUAGCUCUCAUGAGCUCGUUAGUGAAGUUGCGACUACAUCUCGUUUCUGACUUAGACUUUAACCAGACCCAGCCUAAGGACCGGGUUCUCCUCUCGGAUGAAUUGUUUGGAGAUACGCUAUUUAACGACUUAUAUUUGCCGUUCUGGAGAGAUCAUUCAGCACCUUCGGCGCCCCUUGAAAAUGUUGGUGUUCUGGUGGAGGCAAUGCAAGGGCUGGGAGCCUUGGUUGGUCAGGUAUCCAGUGGGAAUGGCCCUAUUCGCCAAUUAUGCUCCGAUUCCACCUGUGAAACAAUCAUUGGUUUACUUGCCAAACCGGCCAUCAUCUGUCCCCUCGAAGGUCAAAAGUUUCUCGAUUCUACUCACGAGAUUGUACCUGAGGAGCUGCUCAAUGCAGGUGAAGAGGCCCUGAGGAAUGCAGUACCCCUUUAUCCGCCUUCAUUUGAGCAUCUUCUACUACAAUAUUUACGCUCUCUUCAGCACGCAUACCAAACCAAUACGCAUGAAUUAAAUUUACAGAUCCGGAACGUAUCUAGCACUCUAUGCGCAAUAGUCCAUUCAGGGAAGUUGGAAGCUGCAGCAUGCUGGGUUAAUGAGGCGGCCUUGAUCAAUACCUUCCUACAAAGCUUACAAUGGAUGCUGUCCCAGCAAGCAGACCCAAAGUUCCUGGUCGUUUUUGUUGAUACGAUCCAUGUGACGCUAAAGCGAGCUUUGAAGCUAGGAUCGACAUGGGAUGCUACCCCGGAGCUCACAAAAGAGACGUUUCAAGGUCUCGAGCAUCAGUUUGAUGCGAACGACGUCCCUCGUGUUGACCUCAACCGCACCGGAAAGAUCACAGCUUUAGCGACUGAAGAAAUUAGUGCUAAAUGUCCACGACGUGCAUACUAUGUCUUCGUAAUUCAGCAGCUCUAUCGUCGAUUCACGGCCGUCUCAAAUCCGAGCUCAUCACCAAGCGAAUUUACAACUGUUACCCUUGGCGCAGACCUGGACGGGAGCGACCCUAACUUAGUUUCAAGGGAGGAUAUUCUUCUAAAUCAACUGGGUCAAUUAGCAACAUCAGUGGUCAGAACAUUAAGCGAAGAAGAGCAGAGAGCGCUUAACCUAGAUUAUGAAGCUUUUGGUCUAUUUCAUCUGCAGAGUGAGGACUCGGCACAAGAAUCCGUGCUACCAUCACAGCUCAGUCCAGCCAACAAUUUUCGAACCGCGCCACUAUCGCUGGGUAUUAUACAAGGUCUAUGGCCGGGGGCAAUACGUACAGAAAUACACUUACCUGUGCUCGAUAACUUAAUUGACGUCUUAAUGACUUCACCAAUGCCGUGUUCCGAGGCAGCAAGAGCAGUGAUGGACGCGUUGGUCUGUGUUUUGUCAAACAAACUUGAUGCCAAAAACAACGGCUCCCUCGUCAAACAGCGGCUACAGACACAAGAACGUCUUAUCUCUAAAAUGCAUGAUUUGAUGGGUCAUGCACAUGACACUGGUACUACUGGCUCAAAAAUUCGAACAUUCCGCAGCAUCCUCCAUUAUCUCGCCGGCGAUAUAGCCCGUCCGCUCACCGGAUCAGACCAGAACCAACUCCUUACCUUAGUAGUCGAUAAAGCGCCUUCAGAUGUUAUGAUGGGCCGGCUUUUCGCGCAAAAUCUUGGCCUGUUGGUGAUGCCACGAGAGUCUUUGUCGGAUAUCAACCACCCGAUACGGAAAAAGCUUGGCCCUGGGUGGUUCAACCACAAAAACGUAAUUCCGUACCUUGACCGCUGCUUCCCGGGAGAGGGAGUUGACGAGCAUGGGGCGAUUAACCGCGCCGUGGGAACUUUCUCUAUCCUGCGCCAUCUGAGUUAUGACAUUUACUCCUCUGAAGCGGCUCGCAUUGUGCGCAUCGGAAUCCGAUCCUUAUCCACAUUCCAAGUAGGCGUAGAGACGGACUCUCUACUCGCUGUCCUCCUUCACAUUCUCGAGAAAGAUCCUGCGGAGCUCCGGGGACAUCUUGCGGCCUUAAUUCAAGGCCUAGUGUCUAUCUACACCACUGCGCGCAAUGCUGCCGGUGCUAGACAACGUGAUUCCAUCGCCACGCGCAUGCACACGCUGCAGUUCUGCCAGAAACUCACGGAGAGCAAAUACGACAACCACCUUCUCCUGCCGCAUCGUAGGGACUUGCUGCGUCCCCUUGCGGCUGCUUGUGGCGAUUCGGUUAGAGAGAUUCGUCGCACGGCGCUUAAGGCGAGGCAGGCUUGGGAAGGACUGGGCUAGUAUAUAGGUCUUCAGACCAUAGCCGCCGACCCGCGUCUCUAUCUUGACUAAAGGAUUGAUUAGUACAUAGAUUCUAGUUAUGGCGACGAUGAAAGUAGAGAUACUGUUAGAAACGAGUCGAGUGCCCAGAUAACAAACCUAAUUGUAUAUGAGCAUCUUCUUCAAGUACAUAGUGCAGCUCGCAACAUGAACAAAAAUCACAAUGGGGCAGUUAGCUGAAGUUCACAUAUGCAUCUCAUCUACCCACUCUGUCGCUG
Molecule: messenger RNA, 4091 nt
Organism: Xylaria bambusicola
Lineage: Eukaryota; Fungi; Ascomycota; Sordariomycetes; Xylariales; Xylariaceae
Product: Dos2-interacting transcription regulator of RNA-Pol-II-domain-containing protein
Exons: 3
Coding region: 346-3834 (1162 amino acids)
Biological process (GO): iron-sulfur cluster assembly
Cellular component (GO): cytosolic [4Fe-4S] assembly targeting complex
Source: RefSeq, a predicted model, not a curated record